Messenger RNA from Anisakis simplex (herring worm), 744 nucleotides. NCBI's taxonomy places the organism in Eukaryota, Metazoa, Nematoda, Chromadorea, Rhabditida, Anisakidae. The record is from the annotation of a GenBank genome assembly.
AUGACUGAUCAAAGUAACUGCAAAAAAUUUCAUAUUGACAACAUCGUCAACUUACUGAAUUAUUCGACAUUUUCGUUGGGACAACCGUUGAAGUUAGUGCAUACUGAUAUGAGAGUAGCAGAUGCAAUUUAUAUUUUGCAAGCACCUGUUGUAUUUGACUUCAAGAAUGUAGCGGUAUGGGUGUUGGAUUGCUCAGAAAUUGCACCAAAGAUUGCUGGACCACCAUUCCAAACGAUUGAUGCAGUGCUCAAUCAAACAGUUCAAAUGGAAUGCAAAGCAAGCGGAACGCCAUCACCGGAUAUAACGUGGUCGCUUGGUGGUAAAACGAUAUUCCCGUCUGAAAAGACUCAGGUCAGCAGUGCGUUUAUAUGGUGUUGUGUUUUCUUGUCAAUUGCACCACAAAUUCUGGAAGGCGAGCGGAUCGUUCAAGUGAAAGAGAAUACAACGUUGACAUUGGAAUGUCAAGCGAGUGGUAACCCAACACCGAAAAUAAUAUGGAAACGUGACGGUGUUGUUGUGAAUUCAGCGCAGGGCGCUCGCUUAGUGAUACAGUCAACAACGGCCAGUGACGCAGGUCGUUUCACAUGUGAAGCAACGAAUGAGGCUGGUAAAGCAGUUGCAGAUUUUGAGGUCGAUGUUUUCAUUAAGCCAAGAUUCAGAGACUUGAAAUCCGACAUUAGAGUUCGGAAUGGUGAGAGAACGCGUUUGGAAUGUAAAGUCGAUGGGCAUCCAUUACCUGCAGUA